Branchiostoma belcheri (Belcher's lancelet) is the source of this 790-nucleotide messenger RNA. RefSeq names its product phosphopantothenoylcysteine decarboxylase-like. The transcript is spliced from 3 exons. Gene Ontology annotation, molecular function: phosphopantothenoylcysteine decarboxylase activity; FMN binding. Gene Ontology annotation, biological process: coenzyme A biosynthetic process. Gene Ontology annotation, cellular component: phosphopantothenoylcysteine decarboxylase complex. The coding region runs from base 6 to 590 and encodes 194 amino acids. NCBI's taxonomy places the organism in Eukaryota, Metazoa, Chordata, Leptocardii, Amphioxiformes, Branchiostomatidae. The record is from RefSeq and is a predicted model, not a curated record.
GAAAAAUGGCGGCUAGCUUGAAGAAGAAGAAGAACGUUUUGAUCGGAGUUACAGGCAGCGUAGCGGCUAUAAAAGUUCCUCUUAUCGUGCAAGAGUUACAGAAGUCGGAAGGGAUGAAUGUUGAGGUUCGGGUUGUGACAACAGAACGUGGUGCUCACUUCUUCAAGCCUGAGGAGUUACAAGUUCAAGUGUACCGAGAUCAGGAUGAGUGGCAGUGGCAAAAGAGGGAAGACCCAGUCCUCCAUAUUGAGCUGCGACGUUGGGCCGAUGUCUUCGUCAUCGCUCCGCUAGACGCCAACACGCUGGCCAAGAUGGCGGCCGGGCUGUGCGACAACCUCCUGACGUGUGUCGUCCGCUGUUGGGACCUGACCAAACCCCUGCUGUUCUGUCCUGCCAUGAACACUCACAUGUGGAACCACCCUCUCACACAGAGACACAUAGAUGUGUUGAAGGGGUUUGGGUACAUAGAAGUGCCUUGUGUGGAGAAGACACUUGUGUGUGGAGACUCUGGGUUAGGGGCCAUGGCUGAAGUCAGUACCAUAGUGGCAGCAGUACACAAGUCUCUACGAGAUGUAGACACAUUGCUGUAGUGGUGUUAUCAAGAUACUGUUUAUUACAAUUACAUAUACACUCUUAACCACAAAAGUGGGAGGAUAAACAAAAAAGCUAGGAUGCUAAGCUAUAUCUACAUGUAGCUAUAAAAUGACUAUAAUGAAGAUUAAAAUGAAUGUUACAACUAUUCUCAUUGUCAUGCCUUGCAAAGAGUUGCAUUGAGCAAACUGGUCAAAAA